AUGUGCAUAAUGAAGUCAUCCUGUCUCACGGGGGGGAGGUUGUUCUCAUUGUGCCACAGCCUGGAAACCUCUGGGACUUUCUUUGCAGGUCACGUCGCAAGAGGACACAAUGAAGAUUGUAACAUGUCCUCUUUUACUUCUCUUCUUUUUCUCUGAAGUCAAAUGUGUUAAAGCAUCGUCCUGGACCGUAGAGGUGCCGUCUUCAGUGAAAGGCCUCCCUGGAUCUUGUGUGGUGAUUCCCUGCUCGUUUAACUAUCCCGAUCCUCAGAAGGCCAUCAGUGAAUUCACCGGGAUUUGGUUGGAGGCAAAAAAUCAUCUCAUCUAUCAUCCCGUGGGCUCAAGUACAAUGCAGGAGUAUCACGGUCGAACCGAACUGGUGGGAGACGUCAGACAGAAGAACUGCUCGCUAAAGAUUGAUCCUCUUCAACCAAGCGACCAAGGCCCUUAUCAUUUCAGGGUUGAGAUGAAACACUAUGAAAAGUUCUCCUACAAAGACAACACUGUCUACAUAAAUAUGAUACACACACUCAGUCCUGUCAAUUUAACUGUGACAGAAAACACAGAUCAUCCAAUUGUGACUGCUUCCUGUUCUGUCACUCACUCAUGCCCCGCCUCUCCUCCGGUCUUCUUCUGGAGUCACUCUGGACGUCAACAUUAUCAGACGCAACCACUGGAGAAUGGCCAAUGGCAAGCGACGUCCACACUGACUUUACUUCCUGCCCAUGCUAGUAACAACACGCAUUUGCAGUGCCACGUCAAAUUCAAAGGAGGCCAGCAUCAGGAGGCAUCCAAGAUCAUAAACGUGAAAUAUGCCCCCAUGAACGUUAACGUUGACUACAACGCCAACGUGAAGGAGGGAGGCGCCGUGCGUCUGAAGUGCAGCUGCGAUGCCAACCCUCCCGCCAGCAGCUACGAGUGGCAUAACGACCAUGGUGCUCAGCUGCACAAGGGCAGCAUCUUCAUUCUGACAAAUGUCUCCAGACACACGGGCGCCCUGUACUGUGUUGCCAUCAACCCCAUGGGAAAAGCAACAUCAUCACCUGUGCAGCUUGAUGUGACAUAUGCUCCUGAGAUUAAGAGUGUCUCAGUCUGCUCGUCCGAGGGGGAGAUGGUGAAGUGUGUGUGCAUUGCAGAGUCCAGACCACCCAGCAGCGUCCACUUCCUCCUGCCUAACACGAUCCUUCCGAGGCCCGACGUAGAGCGGCACGAUUCCGUUACCAUCGGCACGCUGCAGGCUUUGCUUCCUUCUUCUGAAUUCAUCUACUGCGUGGCUAACAACACCGUAGGCAGCGCCAGCGCCGCCAUCACAUUACCUGUUCACAGCAAGAUGCUGUAUCUUUAUAUUACUAUUGCAGCUGGGGCUCUUGUGAUGGUGGCAGUUCUCUUCAUAGUGAUUGUAAAAAAAUGGACCAGAUCGAGGGACGUGCCUACCACAGAUCCUCUACAUAAACCUGGGAAGUCCCUUCAAACUGUCAGAGCAGCGAGGAAAAACAUCAAUUCUGGUCCAAAUCCCAGCAACAUGUACAGUCAUCAUACUUAUGGCAACAUGAAUGAGGCUGAGUCGACUAUAUACUGUGAUCCAAUUUACGGCAAUGUGUAAAAUGGACCUGAAGGAAAGAACAGGCACAUAGUGUCACUGCAGGUUUUCUGCUUGUGUUGUUGUAUAUGUUCGUACAAAUAUUAGUACUGUUUAAUAUUUUCAGUGCUGGUAACACUGUGGUUUUUUGUGUGUAGUGUUUGUGAAUAUCCCUGUGAUUGCUGCACUUAUGUGUAGGUUGUACAGCACUGCUAACAAUCCAAAUGUAGAAAUGAGUGCAUCAAUUAAAGGAGACAUAUUAUUCAUUUUUGCCCUCAUUUAAAACAGUUCCCAGGUGUCUUAAAAAAAGGUCUCUGACAUUCUUUUAUCAAAUUACACAAUGGGUAAGGAAUUAAAUUACGCUUCACGUUCACAUCACUCUGGUUCAAAUCACUCAAUUUUGGAGGAGUGGUUCGGUCUCAUGCAGUUGUGGAGUCCGACUUUUAGUGCUAUAUUUGGCAACUUUAAGCAGUGAGUAACAAACCUAGGGUUAGAGACCAUGCCUGCCUUUGAAUAGCAAAAACCUGUGAAUAAUUGAUGCUAUUAAAAAAAAUAAUAAUCUGAUAAAAAGCAAAUAAGCAGGCAGUUGGAUUAAAAAAAACAUGACAACCUAAUCACUAUAUUGUGAUUUUUAUAUAGUUCACUCAUCGGUCGAAUGAAAAACAGUUUUCAUGACUACACUACUCCGGUGAAGAGGUGGGUAGCCUUAAAACUGGCAUGCAACAGCAAAAACACCUGCAAGAUGUUUUCUCGAAGUUCGAAGUGGACUGAAAUAUCCCGAGUCUGUGCAGUGACAAAACUACGCUGCGUGUUAAAGCUGUUGUUUUUCGUCGUCUGUAAUGUAAACACGAGUCGCGCGCGGCUGUCACAACUCACUUUGAUUGACCCGCGAAGCCCAGUAGGAGACUUUGUGUGCGGAUAUGUGACUUUCUUGUGUUGUUUCAUUGGUGAACAUAUUCAAAUAUUACUGUGAUUAUCACGAUGGAUUGGAGCAACGGCGCCCGAUGCGAAAGUCGAAAACGAAAGUCUAAAAAUAGAUCGCGCAGGCAAUUAUUGAUAAAUGAAAGUAGCGAGCAGCGUGUAGACUGUUGUAUUGUUUCUUCUUAACAUAAAUACUCGAGUAAAAUGAAAAAGUAUGCUGAAUUAAAACUACUCUGACGAGAACAAUUUAUCCAAAAUGUUACUUGAGUAACUGUAUCGGCACCUCUGCUCGGGUGCGCCGUUGAUUAGGUUAUCGCUGUCUCAUAAUUACAACGUACCAUAUUAACAUCAACAUUGUGUUUCUAAGUUGAGUGUAUUUACAAACAAAAAAAAAUACAAACAAAGCACUUUAUAUCCUUCCACGUUCUGAUGUGUUGCUCAACUUAUAUUAAAGAUAUUUUCGUGCCACAACUCAUGAUUUUGUCCCGUGCCUAAAAUCAGCAAUACCCCAGAAAUGGAAGCAAUGCAUCAUGGGAUAUAUUGCUUUUCUAGUGGCCAUCGGUUGAACACUACUUUUUAAAAAAUCAUCGUGGGAUUACAUUUAAUGUCACACUCGGUGACUGGGGAGGCACUCCAGAGACCCAACUGUUUGUAUAUGAACAUUCAAAUAUUAUUAAUAAUAAUUUCUUUUUAUAAUAUUAGAGUUCUACUGUGUCUAACUUCGUAUUUAACUGACACCUUGCACAAUCAUACAAAGGAGUAUUUGGGCUGAAAAUCUGCCUCAAAAUGUAUUUUUGGAUAUCAAGCAUUUGUCAUAACAGAUGUCAUCAUAUCACGCGAAGCCCUGCAUCAUCACAGGAGGUGAUGACGCGGUGGGAGGGGGGUUUGCGACACUUUUUCUUACAGGACAACGGUGGCAAGAGAAGCACAAAAAUAUCCACCGGAAGCUAGCGGGAAGUAAGUGGACACACAUUCUAAACAGAAAUAUUUUGUUCAGGUGUUGAACGGAUGCCGUUUCUUGCAUUUAUUCUCCAGAUUCUAGUUAAACAUAAAGUAGUGUUACAAUUUCAAUCUCUCGAAAGGAACAGGGCAGAAGUUUCGUAAGUGGUCACAACACAGGAAGUGAGUUGACAAACCCAGUGACAUCUUGUGCAAGACAAAGACAACUCCCCCUGAGCUGUUUUCGCCUCACAUUCUCUAUAAAGUCACAUAAAUGGCUUACUACCUUUUACAGAAAACAUCAAAUACAGAUAUGAUUUUGUUGUUGAGAAAAAAGGUUUCUUUGUGUGUACCUCAUACGCCACUUGUUGUUAUGUGCUGAAGGAUAGGCUACAGUUAUCACAGUAUGCAGUUAACAUGUUUAGUAUCACAAUAAAGAAAAGCAUGAAGGUC
Phyllopteryx taeniolatus (common seadragon) is the source of this 3889-nucleotide messenger RNA. RefSeq names its product sialic acid-binding Ig-like lectin 14. The coding region runs from base 110 to 1600 and encodes 496 amino acids. Lineage: Eukaryota; Metazoa; Chordata; Actinopteri; Syngnathiformes; Syngnathidae. The transcript is spliced from 9 exons. The record is from RefSeq and is a predicted model, not a curated record.